AUGCAGUACGGCCCCGUCCCAGACUUUCCCAUCAAAAACAAGAUCGUAGCCAUUACCGGUGGUGGAUCCGGUAUUGGCUUCGCUGUAGCGCGCAGAUGCCAUGAAAAUGGAGCUCGCGUACUCAUUGGAGACCUCAAACUUGUUGCAGACGCUGAGAAGUACGUCUCUGAGGCGCCUUCCGGGGAGGUUGUUUUCCAUCGUUGCGAUGUAACCUCGUGGAAGUCUCUCCAUGAGUUGAUUUCCGCCAGCGUCAAGAUGUUCGGGGACGUCCCAGACGUCUACAUUCCCAGCGCAGGUGUAAGAAUAUCCACUGCUGCCAAUGAAUGCGCCGGAAAGCUGACGAGUGGGUAGGUAUUCGAGCCUCCAUGGAGCAACUUCUGGGAUGAUAGCGAAGACGAAGCGUACAAAACACUUCAGAUCAAUACUCACCACCCUGUCAAGCUGACUCGUCUGGCCAUGCGCGCGCUUGCAGGUGCAGAGAAGCAGGGUGUGGUAGCGCUUCUAGCGUCAUCCGCGGGUAUUCGAGGCAAUUAUUUGGCGAGCUUGUAUGCGACAUCGAAGCAUGCUGUGGUGGGCUUUGCAAAAUCCAUGGGCCAAGCGGACCUCGAAGAAGGCGUCAAGGUCGUUUGCAUAUUGCCAGGGUUUGUCCAGAGUCCGUUGUGGGAAGACCGUGUCGAUGAUAUGGCGAAAAUAACUCAGUACCAGCAAAGGCUGCAAACUGCGCUGCAGCCGAGUGACAUCGCUGAAACGCUGCUCAAAAUGAUUCAAAGCAAUGAUUUUGGAGGAGGAACGUGUGUGCUGAAGACGAAGCAGGAAGAGAGGGUCGUCGAAGAAGGCUUUAUGAAGAGUUCUGGAAAGUACGACCCGUCUCCUCGACCAGAGCCUGAUAUGAGCCGGAUCAAAGCUCUAUUGCAAAGCGAACGUGGCAAGAAGUGGGUGUAG
Messenger RNA from Lecanosticta acicola, 942 nucleotides. NCBI's taxonomy places the organism in Eukaryota, Fungi, Ascomycota, Dothideomycetes, Mycosphaerellales, Mycosphaerellaceae. The record is from the annotation of a GenBank genome assembly.